AGACAGUCCUGUCCUGUUCUUCUGAUGACUGUCUGAAAGUCUCCAUCGAUCGUCCCAGCGUCUCCGUCCACAGCUGCACUAUGGGUGUAUGAUGUCUGAGAGCAGCUGCCAUGGCCUGCAGCAGCGGACAGACCAAUGCCGAAACUCUGGAGGGGUUUCAUGAGGUGAACUUGGCCUCACCCACCACACCUGACCUUCAGAACCAAGCUGAGCAGCGCCCCCCCGCCCGACAUAGUGCCCCGCCCACCUCUCUGUACCGCACCCACUCUCUGGGAGCGCACCCCAGUGGCCGCCCCACCUCACUGCGGGCAGACCAGCUCCCCACGCAGCCGGUGUACUCCACGCCACGGCACAGCCACAAUGGAAGUGUGCCCGGCCAGGAGGCGGAGUCAACCGAAGGUAACUUCCUGUCUGCGGAGGAUGGCGAUGAGUGCAGCGCUUUGAGCGACAGCCUGUCGCGGCUGCGCAGCCCAUCGGUGAUGGAGGUCCGAGAGAAAGGAAGCGAGAAGCUGAAGGAGGAGCUGGCAAAGGCCCAGAGGGAGCUGCUGUUAAAGGAUGAGGAGUGUGAGAGGUUGUCUAAAGUCAGAGACCAGCUCGGCCAGGAGCUGGAGGAGCUCACCGCCAGUCUCUUCCAGGAAGCCCACAAAAUGGUCAGAGAAGCCAACGUCAAACAGGCAAAUGCUGAAAAACAGCUGAAAGAAGCCCUGGGAAAGAUUGACGUCCUCCAGGCGGAGGUCCAGGCCCUGAAGACCCUGGUCCUCUCCUCCCCCACCUCCCCGCUUGGUGAACUGCCCUCUGCAGGAGCCGGGGGGAAGACCCCCUUCAGAAAGGGCCACAGCAGGAACAAGAGCACCUCCUCAGCCAUCAUGGGGACGCAGCCUGACCCGUCGGCCACGCAGCCCAUCGUACGGGAGUGUAGAGAGGUGGACAGUCAGCUGUUCAGCGACUUUAAGGCGUGGAAGGAGGAGCCGACACUGGACCGGGGCUGCUGCUUCCUGGAGAGAGUUUACCGCGAGGACAUCUACCCCUGCCUCACUUUCAGCAAGAGUGAGCUCGGUUCGGCCAUCUUGGAAGCUGUGGAGCAGAACACGCUCAGUGUGGAGCCGGUCGGUUUCCAGCCGCUGCCGGUGGUCAAAGCCUCUGCGGUGGAGUGUGGAGGACCUAAAAAAUGUGCCCUGAGCGGUCAGACCAAAACCUGUAAGCACAGAAUCAAGUUUGGAGAUUCGUCCAACUAUUACUACGUGUCUCCGUAUUGUAGAUAUAGAGUGAGUGUACACACACACACACACACAUGUGUAGCAGAGCAGAUAUUCUGGGAGGUGAUGCAGCUACGGAGGGAAAUGUCCUUCGCCAAGCUCGGCUACUACAAAGACCAGCUGUGACAGAUGGACAGCCCCGCCCUCCAAUCACAGCCAACUGCGCCCCGAAUCCCCGUCCCCCUACCUGAUCCUAGUUUUCCUCAUCCUGUCAUCCCCCUCCCUCCUGUCCUCCCUCCCUCCUUUGUGUGAGUGGGUUUUUGUGUGUGAAAGAGAAUAACUGUGGUUGUUUUCAAUCACCAUAAAAAAAAAAAAAGUCAGUGGUCUGUUGUUGUUACCGAUCUGGAGUUUUUAUGGGUUUCGGUUGAGAAUCCAAAAUAUUUUUCUUUUAUUGAAACAUGUAACACUCCCAUUAUGUGAAUUAUUAUUAAUUAUUAUUAAUUGGCUUUCUCUCUCCCCCCCCAAAAAAUAAACAUACAAAAAAACAUGAAUUGUUACAUCAGAGUUUAACAAGGCAGAAAUAAGUCAUUUGAAUUCUUCAGUUACAAAUAGAGACUUUCUGGACAUAUGAUGGAGAAUUAGAGCCACUCUACUGAGAUUUAGAAGAUAUCAUUUAAAUAUUUAGAAAUAAGUUGUCGUGUUGGGAGAGUAAAGUCAGAAAACAAUAAUGUAUCGAACAUUUAAAUUUUGAUAACAGUUUCGAACAUUACUUAAACAACCUAAAAUAUUACAAAAUACUACUAAAUAUUACAACUACUCUAGAAAUCCCGGAUAUAUUUUCCAAACUGUUGCUCCGUCGUAGUGACACAAGUAACUAAAACCUGUGAAGUCGACCAUGCUGAAAUACAAAACACACCCAGCCGUUUAAAUGACCAAACAUGACACAGUUAUUGUGUAACUGUAUAAGUUUAUUUUGAAUUUAUGUUGUAGAAAUGUAAAAGGCAGUAUGUGAAAUGUAAAGAAAUACAUGCAAAGAUAAUCAGAAGAUCACCCAUUCAGACUGGAUAGGAAUACUUACAGCUGGAAUUACCUACUGUUGCUUGUCCGCCUCAUAAUUGAAUUAAAUAAUUUAAUUGUAAUGUUGCUUUGCCUCCCCUUUAAGUCUCUGCCACCCACAUGUGGAGGCUUUUGGUGCACUACUGCUGAAUGUCCACCUCUAUUCAUAGAGACCCUAUCCUGUAUUUUACAGAUCAACAAACAACUAAUUAAAUUACAAAAGAGCACAGUGAAUAAUUCCCCACCUCCCCUGUGUUGUUUAUCCUGUCUGAGUGGGGCUUAAAAAGUCUUUUCCAACAUUAGAAAGUUUGUCUCUGUAUGACAAAAAAUGUUAUUUAUAAUUUCUUUUAUAGUUUGUUCUUUAGUUUUGGCUAAAGCUUCAGGAGGAAAAAUGAAAUGUACAUGUCGUGCUGUUAAACACUACGUGAUGUUGGGUCUUCUUUUACACAUGCUGACAAAUUUGUGUGGGAAUUUUCAUUCAACGCCUCCUGGUGUUUUCAGCCUGCUGUAUUUAUUAAUCAGUCAGGAAAUGUGUAGUUAAUAAGCUAUGUGUGUGUGUGUGUGGGGACACUGAGUGGGUUUGUAUGCCUGGUGUUGUGUAAACUUUAUACGUGUUAAUUUAAACCUGAUUCCUCUGCAUCUCUCUCUCUGUCAUUCAUAGUCAUCGUCACUUUCCCGGUUUGGUUUAGUGCCUUUUCUCUCAGACACUCUGAAAUAAAAACAGUAAUACCUCUGGAAA
Messenger RNA from Etheostoma cragini (Arkansas darter), 2991 nucleotides. It is a transcript of the gene rab3ip, whose product is annotated as RAB3A interacting protein (rabin3). NCBI's taxonomy places the organism in Eukaryota, Metazoa, Chordata, Actinopteri, Perciformes, Percidae. The transcript is spliced from 11 exons. Gene Ontology annotation, biological process: exocytosis. The record is from RefSeq and is a predicted model, not a curated record. Bases 111 to 1382 code for a protein of 423 amino acids. Gene Ontology annotation, cellular component: Golgi to plasma membrane transport vesicle. Gene Ontology annotation, molecular function: guanyl-nucleotide exchange factor activity.